Fonsecaea nubica is the source of this 1476-nucleotide messenger RNA. RefSeq lists its product as hypothetical. Gene Ontology annotation, biological process: amino acid transmembrane transport. Gene Ontology annotation, cellular component: vacuolar membrane. Gene Ontology annotation, molecular function: amino acid transmembrane transporter activity. The transcript is spliced from 4 exons. Bases 1 to 1476 code for a protein of 491 amino acids. NCBI's taxonomy places the organism in Eukaryota, Fungi, Ascomycota, Eurotiomycetes, Chaetothyriales, Herpotrichiellaceae. The record is from RefSeq and is a predicted model, not a curated record.
AUGGCCUCUCGAUCGCCAACACUUCGUGCCUCUUCCGACCCUUUUGGUGUGGAUGAAGAGAAGGACAUCCAUGGUCUUGACAAUCCACCCUACCCGGGUAAUGGACACUCUGAUAAGAACUCCCCAGUGGAGAAGAGACGUUCUUCACUGGGCACUGCCUGGCGGCGCCAAAGUGAGUAUCAAGAGACAGAUCCCUUCGGCGAUGAUGACGACGAAGGAGGAGUCAAGUAUCGGACUUUGGAGUGGUGGCAGUGUAGUAUGAUUAUGAUUGCCGAAACGAUCUCUUUGGGAAUCCUGUCUUUGCCAUCAGUCCUGGCGACAAUUGGUAUGGUUCCAGGCGCCAUCCUCAUCGUUGGACUUGGUGUUGUGGCAACUUACUCAGGAUAUGUCAUUGGACAAUUCAAGGCAGCACAUCCUUGGGUCCAUAACAUGGCAGAUGCCGGUUACGUUCUCUUCAAGCCCAUGGGACCACGCGCAGCUGCUAUCGGCCGCGAAUUCCUGGGUGCUGCGCAAACCAUCUUCCUCAUUUUCAGCAUGGCGAGUCAUAUCUUGACUUGGACCAUCUGCUUGAACACACUGACCGACGGUGCGGCCUGCACCAUUGUUUGGGGUAUUGUCGGGUUGAUUCUCUUCUGGGUCUUCGACAUUCCUAGGACGCUGCUGAAAGUCUCGUGGCUUUCCUGUGUGAGCUUUUUCAGCAUCACGACCGCAGUGAUUGUCACCAUGGCAGGAACAGGAGCCAGAGAUCCUUCCCAUGGCCAUUUCCACGCUACUCAGACUGCAAGUUUUGCCACAGCGUUUCUGAGUGUCACCAACAUUGUAUUUGCAUAUGCCGGUCACGUAGCUUUCUUCAGUUUCAUUUCCGAGAUGAAGAAUCCGCACGACUUUCCCAAGGCUUUGGUCAUGUUGCAGGUUACCGACACCGGCAUGUAUUUCCUGGUCGCGAUGGUGGUUUAUGCCUAUGGUGGAGAUGAGGUCGAUUCACCAGCCUUGGGAUCCGCAGGAACACUCGUUGGCAAGGUUGCUUGGGGACUAGCUAUUCCGACGAUCAUUAUUGCUGGUGUCAUCUAUGGCCAUGUCGCUUCCAAGUAUGUCUAUGUUCGCCUCUUCCGAGGAACGAAACAUAUGUCCAAGAGGACUGUGCUUUCGGUGGGCAGCUGGCUCGCCAUCACAUUGACGGCGUGGGUGAUUGCGUGGAUCAUUGCGGAAUCCAUUCCCAACUUCAACGAUCUCCUGGCUCUGAUCUCGAGCUUGUUUGCCUCCUGGUUCACCUAUGGUAUUUCCGGCAUUUUCUGGCUGUUCCUCAACUAUGGCCAAUAUACCACGAAUUGGAGGAAGAUGGCCUUGACCGUCGUCAACGUCUUGUUGUUCGCUAUGGGUGCCGCUAUCUGUGGAAUGGGACUGUAUGCCAGCGGAUACGCCAUCAGCAAUGAGCCCGGCGGAAGCAGCUGGACAUGCAAGAGCAACUCACAGUGA